This is a messenger RNA of Paramuricea clavata, 10087 nucleotides long. NCBI's taxonomy places the organism in Eukaryota, Metazoa, Cnidaria, Anthozoa, Malacalcyonacea, Plexauridae. The record is from the annotation of a GenBank genome assembly.
AUGAUUGUGUGAACAGUGGCAAAGCUAGCCAUAACAACGGUGAGGUCAUGCCAUGCACAUUUUUAAUGAUAAUAACUGUCUUCUAGGGUACUGUACGUCAGCUGUUACACGAGAAGAUUCGCGAUGCAUACAUUCAUCCUCAGUUUAUCACGGACGUCAUGAAACCACUUCAAAUAGAAAGUGUCUUUGAUCAAGAAGUACAAAAUUUAUCUGGUGGUGAAUUACAACGUGUUGCCCUAACUCUCUGUCUUGGCAAGGUCAGAUUUUUAAUAAUUAUUUUAAAUCAUUCACGAUACUGUAGAAUUUACUGUAUAUUGUGAGAUUCCCCUCCUAAAAAAAAUUUUAUUUCAUAUUACUGUCUUUUUCUUAUUGAAAAAUGAUUCGUGAAGUAAUGAGUAGUAUGAGUGUACGUCAGCUGGAACGCGUUUGUGAACGCUAAUUUCCGAUGGUGUGUAAAGUAUCACAAAAUACCGUUAUAGGUGUUUCGUGAUACAUGGGGGUGGCGUUACGUUACUUUCGGAAUCAUGCGGUAGUUUAAUAUCAUGAUUAACAUUUCUAUAGCGCAAAUUGCAUCUGGAUAUGAUCAAAUGCGCCUUACAUCAAGUAUUACGCUUACCUAAUUACUUACUUAACCUAGACUAUUUUAUCUUUCCAACAAUUACUGUGAUAUUAGUUUCUUAACUGUGUUUAUCCUAACCCACCAUGUCAACUUUUCCUGUGGGAGGAAACCGGAGCACCCGGAGAAAACCCACGAAAUUGAGUCCGUAGCAAGAAUCGAACUCGCGAAAGGCUCUUACUUUCCCACAUAUUUUAUUGUAAUAUCCGAAAUAUCGUAUAUUUAGUCAACAUCUAUUUUUAAAGUGGUACUGUAUAGAAUAGAAUAGAAUAGAAUAGAAUAGAAUAGAAUUUGCAUUGGGAAAAAAAUGACAAGAUUAUUACAAUAAAGUUUUACAUGAAAGAGAACGGUGCUGGGGAAUUCGCGGUAAUAAAAAAGAUGGCGCCACGCAUUGUAUUCUGGGUAGAUCGACAAAUAAAAGUAUAAACAAAGGUUACGUAGUUAAUAUUUAAAGGCCAAAAAAUGUAAUGGCGAAGUCAUAAAAACAUGCCCUUUAAAUGUGCUGUGUUUUGCUGCCCACACAAAAGCUGGGUUCACAAGAAGCUAAAAUUUUUCAGCUUCCCCACAGACCCAAAACUAAAACGAAAAUGGGUUCACGCUUUGAAAACGAGAACGAUGGAUUACCAGUGGCAAAAAAGCGACCGUGUGUGCAGUGCACAUUUUCCUCGAGGGCACUAUUAUGGAAAUAACAAUAUCCCAGCCAUUUUUCCUCGGAAAGAUAAAAAAAACUGACCAGGCAGUCUGGCCUGUAGAUAUCUCGUACUUGUUAAAUCCUGAAACUGCUACGAGUACGGGAUCGUUGGACAAACGAGCGGAAAGUGUUGACUUGUGUACGACGCCGACAGCUGGCGAGCAAGAACAUACACAGGAGAAAACUUGCAGCGAAAACCAAACGAAGGAGACACCUCAUGGGGAAACAUUACCAUCAGAGAAUACAUGCGAGUGUGGGAAAGAAAUAGGUGAGCUGAAAAAACGGAUUAAGGAACUAGAGAAGCGUCGAGAGAUAGAAACAUUUGGUGUGCGAAGGUUUAUGGCAAGUGAUUCGGAUAUCAGAUUCUACACGGGACUUCCUGAUUACGCAACGUUUGUUUCUUUGCACAAUUUUGUUAAACCUAAACCAGUAUUUAAUCUAAACUACUACAACGGGUAUACCAAUGCCGCUAAAGACCCACCUUAUGUUGUUUCUCGAGGAAGGCCAAGAAAUUUGUGUGAAAUUGAUAAACUAUUUCUCACUUUGACAAGAUUACGUCUCGGUUUGCUGGAGAAAGAUCUUGCUGACAGACAUAACAUUACUCAGCCAGAAGUAUCACAAAUAUUUGCCACCUGGAUUGACCGUUUGUGUCACUGUCAUGGAAUGCUGAGCUUUUUAACAGACCGCGAGACUCUGAAAAAGCAUUUACCAAAGUGCUUCAAGCCACAUUAUGAGGAUGUCUAUCUUAUAAUCGACUGUACAGAAAUUUUCAUUGAGAAGUCCUCACAAAUCAUACAACAAAGUUGUACCUGGUCUGAAUACAAAGGACACAACACAGGGAAGGGACUGAUUGCACUCUCACCACUUCUGCUACCAGUGUUUGUCUCAGAAAUUUAUCCAGGCAGUAAAUCAGAUGAGGACAAUGUAAAAGCUAGUGGAAUCCUUUCCCUUGCUCAAGUGGGAGAUAGGUGGCUUGCUGACAAAGGAUUUAUGGUGCAGCAUAUUCUAGAUGCCUAUGGUGUGAUCGUAGAUACACCAGAGAAACUGUCAAACAAGAAGCAGUUUACCGAAGAACAAGACAUACAUAAUCGAAAGAAUUCUCAAGUUCGGGUACAUGUCGAAAGAGCGAUACGAAGAGUCAAGGUGUUCAGGAUUUUUAAAGAAAACAUACCAAUUCGAUAUGUGCACCAGAUUUCGAAGAUGUGGAAAGUAUGUUGCUGGUUAACUGCCUUUUUACCUCCUCUUGUUAAUGAUAGGUGUGAACUACUUGAUGAAGUUAGGGGGGACUCCCAUGACGUACCAACAUGGUAGACACUAAGUGGGAACAUUUUGAAAAUUUGGAUUUUGAAAUAUUUUGCCACGAUUUUUUUAAAAUUCAAUUAUUCUGGAGGGUGCGAAAACUAUUCCAGCACACCUUAUAAAAUAUGGGAGGUGCCAUCCCCCUGCUUCUUAUGCCCCUGAUGAGUACAUUCCAUGAGUAACCAAACCCUUGACUUCUGUGCAGUAAUUUACCUUGUCAGCAAACACCCCCCCCCCCUGUGUGGUAGAUUGUUCAGUGCAGGGACGUCGCUAUAGGGGUGUGUGUGGGAGGGGGGUGUAACACCCCCAAUAUUUCAAACGGUCAAAGCUGGUCAAAAUGGAAGUGAUAUUUGCCCAAAGUUGGUCAAAAUGGAACUGAUAGGUAAAGGUAAAACUGGGAAAAAUUUGGUCAAAGUUUGGGAUAAAAGAUGGUCGAAUUUGCCGAAAGUUAUGAAAUGCUUCGUAAUUUUAACAAUUUUAAAACUUUUGUUAUGUGUGCGGUGAAAAAAUUGGAAGCGUUGCUUAUAUUGGUCAAAAAAAUUUCGAAUUUGCUUGUUAGUCCGGAAAAUUUUUUUUGACUAUGUUUAUGUUAGUCCGAAAAAAUUUUUUGACGACCUCCGCCGCCCCCCGUCGACAAGAUUUUCAGGAAACAUUUUUACAACUUGGUCAAAAUCCUAGGAAAUGUUGGUCAAAACAUGACGACACGCCCCCCCCCCCAAUGUUGAUGCCUCCGCGACGUCCCUGGUUCAGUGGGAAUUCAAAAAUCUCAUUUCAAAUGCUUUAAAAUUUUGUAAUGUAUACAGUGUUAUGUAUAAAUUCUGUAAUGUAUACAGUGUUUGUAUAUUUCACAUUCCAGCUUCCCAAAGUGGGAUAUUUUUGUGAGGAGCGGGGGGUGGUGGUUGCUCAUGCAUUCAAUUCAUGUAUAAUAAUCAAUCAAUGCCUGGAGAUCUAUGAUUGUUGUGUAUACAUGUAUUGAUCAUUGUAUAUAAAUAAUUAUAAUUUAAUAUACAAAUAAUUUGAUAUUGUAUUUAAAUUAAUAAUUGUAUUAAUUGUAAUAUUACAAACAAUCACUUUAAUAUUUUAAAAAACAUCAUUUUGAUAACAAAUAAUUCAAAAGGGCUGUAAAUAAUACAUAUUUAAUAAUAUUUGUUAUAUAAAUUAUAAAUUAUUCAAACAAGCACAAAAUCAAUUUCUGGACAGGUUUUAGCUAAAGCAUUUGCUAACUGACUAAUGCCUUACAGAGAAUCAAACUCGGGUAAAUUAUGAUUGAAUGCAGUAGUACACAAGUUGAGGAAUAGGUUGAUAAAAUCAUCAUUUCUAGUAAUAAGAAAGUACUUCGAUUUGUUAGAUUCUGGAACAUAUGACUGAAGAAUGGCUAAACUCACAUCUGUACACUUCAUUUGUAGUUGAACCUGGCAAAUAUGUGCACCAGUGACUGCAAGUAAGCGCUCACUUUGUCCCUCUGCCCGAGUUUUAAUCUCAAGCAAACAUUGUCCAUUUAGUUUAACUUUCUUGUUAGUUUUUAGAUUAAUUAGUUCGGAACAGGUUUCGCCCUGAAAUAGUCUAUCGGGAGAUGCAGCAAACCGAUUAUCAGAUGAAAGCACAAACAUUCCACACUCAGAUAACUUAGCUCCACUGUUUAGACUAAAACAUUUUGCUGCUGAUUCCUCAAAAUUAAUACCUCUCUGAAAGUUCUUAAAAUUCUUAGAUGGUUCUGGCUUCCUGUUUGUAAUACAUUCCCAUGUUUCUGUAAAUUCUUUUCUUCCAUACAGUCCUAUAACUGCUGGAGCUUUCGAUGAAGUAACCUUUCCUAUUCUUUCUUGGAACCAGGUUUCAGUUCUCUGCUUUGGAAAGUUAUCAGCUGUACUACAACUAGGUGUGUUUUCUUUGUCUGCUGCUGGUACACAUGUAGGGUUGGGUCGAAGAUGGACAUAGUUGGUGACUAAGUAUGAACUCUUGGAUUUUGACAAAUCUUGUUUGAAUGCAUCAACACAUGCAGCAUCAAUUUUUGGCUCACCUGCAGGCGUUGCGUUGUAAGUACUGCUCACCUCCUGUGGAAGUCUUCUUUUUCUUCCCCCUUUCUGAUCACGGAUGAGAAGAUGUUUUUCAAAUGUUAUGUCUUGCAGAGGUUUCUUCUUCAUUAGCUCCUUUUCAGGGUCUUGCUGUGCUUUUGCUGAUGGUAUUCCCCACUGCUGCUUGAUCUCUGUACAAUUGAGAGCUCGGGGUAGUUCUUUAGCAGACCUCAUUUUGGCCUCCACAAGUUUGUAGCACAGGGCAGCUAUGUGUUUACAAUAGCCGCGUCGUCCUGCUGCACAUGAUCUAUCUCUUGCCGCUAUAAUGUUACCAGUUAUCUUGUCAAACACCACUAAGCAAGAAUAUAUACCGGUACCCGAUGAUAUGCCCUUCGCUUGCUUCAUUGUUGGUCUUGUGUGACCUUCCAACAAGAACAUAUCACAGUUUGGUAAGAGGUUAAUACGUAGAGGUUUUCCGGAUGUUUCAAACUUUUUUGUCUUUGAAAAAGCAUAUCCCUCUGUCAAAUGUCUCUUGUCCUUUGCAUUUUUGAAAAAGUCCUCGACAACUGAAUGUGUUAUAUCGGGAACAUGCUUUAAAUCCGUGGUCCAGCUGUCAGUGGGAAUACUUUCUCCCUCGAGAAAUUUUUCAAUAAGCUGCUGCUCCACGUUUUGAUUCUGUUUUCUCUUUUGCUUUUGGAUUUUCUCCUCUGGAUCCAUUAGUAGCUGUUUGUCCCAUCCAAAUUUGAUGUACGUGUGGAUUCUUUAAGAUAAAAACUAAUUAAAAGAAUAUCAAAAUGCGUUUUACUUUGCGUUGUCUGAGAUAAUGAGAGUCUAUAUCACAACAAUAACAAUCACACAACUCCAAACUCACUUGCAUUUUAACUCCUUCACAGUAAUUCCACUCAGAUUUCUACAGCCACGACACUUCAGCCAUCUCUCAGCCUCAGUUCUACUUAAAUCUUCAACGUUUUUGUUCAGUUUUGCACCAGGAAUUUCAGUUUCUUCGAGAGGAAUAGAAUCAAAUUCUUGGCAACCCGCCAUUGUUUGUUUUGGCGCGAACAUGUCGAUCUACCCAGAAUACAAUGCGUGGCGCCAUCUUUUUUAUUACCGCGAAUUGGAGUAACUAAAGUUUUCGAGCCAAUUCCCCAUUAGAACUAUAUACAACAAGGAAUUAAAUAUGGCAAAUAAUAAUACAAAAGAAAAAUAAAUUUACAAAUAUAUAUAGAAAUAUAAUAAAUACAUAUAUACACACAUACUGUACAUUAACAAUUUGUAUCACACACAAUACAAUGUAUUGAUGGUAUCCUUCGUUUUAGCCUGCUGAUGUAUAUUUGAUUGAUGAACCAUCGGCUUACUUGGAUUCUGAACAACGUCUCGUUGCUGCCAAAGUAAUUAAGAGGUAUUGAGCGAUAUUAUGUUGGGGUGUAUAUAAGUUACAAGAAGGGUUAUUUCCGCCUAUUCAGAUUCACGCCUAGUUCAUCCCUGGCAACUAUAAAGUAUUAUCAAAACCGUGUGAUGCGCGUGUUAGCUCAAAGUAAUAUUAAGUGAGGAAUUUUUUGAAGCUUUGUUGUUUUGGUCCCGCGCAAACGGCGCAUGUGAACAGUGGAACCGGUCUUUUUCAAUACAAUUCAGCACGGUUGAGGAUUGGGGUUGAGAUUGGCUGAGACCAUCUGCGCACGCGUACUUUCACUUUCUUUCGCACGGUCACUUUCUUUCGCAAACCCUUGACCUCCCCCUUGCUGGGAUUGUUAAUUCUUGGUUUCAGCUUUCCUUAUUUUGCUUCAUUAACUACAAUAUUUCAUUGUAUCAUGAUUUGUUUAGGUUUAUUUUACAUGCAAAGAAAACGGGUUUUGUCGUUGAACACGAUUUCAUAAUGGCAACCUACCUCGCUGAUCGUGUUGUUGUGUUUGAUGGAAUACCGUCUAUUUCUACCUGUGCAAGAACGUAAGUUUUGAUUGCUUGCACGUUUAUUUUGGUUGUUAACUAACAUGCAUCAGUAGCUAGUGGAAUAAACCAUUGCACUAGAUUGUACAAUAAAUUAUUUUGUAUUCUAAUACAAUUAUACCGAUAUAAUAUCGGCAACAAAAAUACCGAUACCGAUAUUUUUAAUUUAGGGCCGAUAUACCGAUACGGAUAUCGGUGCAUCACUAUAGAAUGUUGCAUUUACUUUGAUGUCAACUAUUUAUUAAUUUUUUCCUAGUCCUCAAAGUUUGUUAACUGGAAUGAAUAAAUUUUUGCAAUCCUUGAACAUCACAUUCCGAAGAGAUCCGACCAACUUCCGACCAAGAAUAAAUAAACUGAAUUCAGUAAAGGUAUGUAAUGUUCGUAGAAUUUUGAAUUAUUUUUAACAGCACUGGCUUGUAACACUGUAACAAAAGAAUUUCGAGAGGCUGACGUUACAUAUAGUUUCCAUCUUCAUGGUAUUGUGGUUUUAUACUGAUGUAUAUAUUCUUCGGAUACUCCCCGAAGCCUUCGAUUGCAUCAGCUUGAGCUGCGUCCUUCGUAAUUCAGCUUAGCUCUGAGCCGCAAAUAAGGAUAAUUAGCACACCCCACUUGCUUAUUGACUUGUUAUAGAAGUAAAUGUACAAUACUUAAUUUUUGUUUACGUUUUAUAGGACGUCGAACAAAAACAUGCAGGCAAUUUCUUUUUCUUGGAUGAUGAAUAAGACGAAAGACAUCACGGGACUUUUAUCUAAUCCUGAACACAAUAUGUAACAGAAUAAUUUCCCAUGACAGAAGAAAACGACGGCGGCAUGCCGAUUUCAACUCAAGGGGACUCUUGCAGAGAUCUCCAAUAUAUAAAUAAGAUGUCAAAAAUAAGUCGAGUGUCAAAAAUAAGUCGAGUCCUCGCGUGGGAAGCAAUUUAAAGGACACGGUAGAAAUCAUAGGCUCGCAAAGGGGAAAACUCGACACGCCAUUAUCUUAUUUGAAUGGAUUUGUUUGUUCAUUCAAUUUCUUUUGUCCAUUUGGAACAUCUUUCUCAAUGACAAAGAAUGACAACUCUUCUUUGUCAUUAAGCUUUCAAGUGCAUAAAAAUGAUUUGUCUGAUGGGGUUUUCUCUCAUUAAUAUAUGUGAAAAGAAAGAAACGCAUAUACCUAAUCGGGUAACGUAUAUUUAUGCCAGUCGCCACCCAAUUUAAGGGUAUUUAUCCAUACACCGUACAUAGGCAUCACCUUGAUAUUUAUAUAAUGACUUGUGGUUAGAGUUCGACGACAACUGUCUCUCUGUAGCUCAGUUGCCAGUUGGUGAGAGCGCUGUACCGGAAUUCGCAGGACCGAUAGUUUUCGCAACUGCUCCUGGUUAGGUCCAUAGAUAUCUUAUAUACACUAGAUAGUGCAUCUCUUUUAGUAAAAUUGAAGCCAAGAAUAUUCCAGCCGUUACCCCCAUUUGAAUAGAUGGCGGCCAUGUUGAAGUUUCCCACUCGUUAAUAAACGCUUAAGAAACAACAAUAACUUUCAUCAUUUGAAUAGUUUGAAAAUAUAUUUGGAAUAGGUUUAACUUAAUUCAUUUUUAAGUUCCCUGUUUAAGAAAUAGAAAACAUACGAGUCUUCUCAUUUCAUGGGAAUAUCAUGAGUCUGCAAUCACGGCUUCAAUUUUUGAAUUGCAGAAUAAUUAGAUGCACUAUCUAGUGUAUAUAAGAUAUCUAUGGUUAGGUUUAAUAAAUGUAUAAAAAUUCCACUCGAGAUUUCCAUCUACAAAUCCCAUGCACCCAAUUUAAGGCCCUUUCCCAUUACGGCCGCUGCAUGUUUCGUGUGUAAUUGUCGAAUGUGCACGCCAAGAAAGUUGAAUGCUGUUCAACUUUAAUUUCAUGGCGUGUGCACGCAAGGGCUAACGCGAACUGAAAUCUUGCAGCUGCACAGCAUGUUUAAAACUAGGGACUUUAGCUAACAGGACGGGGACGGCUAUUAACACAAUGAAAUUUAUGACAGUGUAGAAAGAAAAUGCAUAAUUAAAGGUCCCUUGGGAGUUUUAGACGUCGUCCUUGAUCUGUUUACAACAGCAAAACAAAGAUUUUCACGUUUUGUAUACAACGUCUGCCUUUCAAGCCGCGAGAAGUCGUCCUCGCCAAAUUGGCUUAGUAGAAGUCUUCUCAACUAUAAACCUCUGUCUUAACCUUCUAAAUUGCAAUAAAUUCAUACGACGGAUAAUACAAGACAUGUUGAUUUUAAAGUUACUUAUUUGAACGAGUUUGUUUUGGCCGGCGUUGCGCCGUUGCCGUCACCUAUUUGCUAAAGGUCCCUAAUGUUCGCUCGUCCCGCGCGGGCAAAACUGUCAUAAUGGAAAAUGGCCUUUACAUGUUCGCAACAACUCACUUGCCGAAUUAUUUUAUGUUAUAAUCGAAUGGAACAGUGGGGCAACGGGCAUGAACAUGCGUUUGCUGAUUUUACAAUGUCAAUGAGUCCUGUUGUACAUAAGGCAACGAUGAUGUCGGAUGUCAGCAAGGAAAUUAUUAUGACUGACGUUUAAUAUAUGGUUUCGCGUAUGUAUGUGGCAGACAGAGGUGGUUUAUAGGAUCUUGUUAUCAUGCAUGCAUUGUAGUAUGGCGCAAGUGUCCGCGGAUAUUCAGUUUCAUCCUCCAAAAUAAUAGAAGUACCGUUUGAGUACGAUGGCUUUUGCCAAUACGAUCCGUUUUUCUCAUUUUUAAAAUACAAGUUUUGUUUUGCUCUAGAAAUUUUCAGAAAUAUCUCAAGAUUUUACAGUAUAUUGUGAACUUCAUCAAAAAAUAUUAUUUAGAGAAGUUCAGAUUUGACUUUCACCACCGCUACCAUUAGGGACGGACCAUUGGAAAAGUGAUGGGGGGGUAAUAUAUUUUUUUCUCACUUGAUGGCUGCAAUUUAUAUUUUUUAAGUGAAAUUUACAGGCCUAUCUUCCAAGCUAGGGAAAUUUUUUUUUGCACUACGCCUGGGAAGAUUUUUAUUCCUAAUUUUUUUCUGAGAAUAAUUUUUUUGUUUGUUUUGCCCCCAUCACUUUUCUAAUGGUCCGUCCCUUAAGGGACCACUAACCAAUCAGAUAUGCGUUUGAUAUAUCCAAUUAACCAAUCAAAUGUGUACUAUGCCGAGUGAGAGGUAGUGGAAGUCAAAUCUGAACCUCUCUUUGUUAAAGUGGUGACUGUAUUUUGCUUCUAAAAUGGUCCAUUAAUUAAUUUAAAUAGCGGUAAAUAAAUGUAUAUAUAUUCAGGAUUGUAUAACACAUUCCAAUUAUUAAGCAAUGUAUUUUACAUGUAUAGUGUCGAUCUUUAUACGCAUGUAAUGUAGUACUGCAUGAGAAUAACAGUGUGGUGAUUCGAAGGAUUACUCUCUCAAGGAUUGUAACUAUACCUGAAAAUAUAAUAAGAAUGACUUCCGGACCAGGAGCCUUCGCUCGAAACGCCGCUUGACUUUCUUAUUUUCAGGUACUUUGAUCCAACAAUCCCUCAAGAUUUAGCCUAUACCAUGGCUUACCAGAUUGAAGAGUUUUAUUUUGGGCAG